Molecule: messenger RNA, 2292 nt
Organism: Diorhabda carinulata
Lineage: Eukaryota; Metazoa; Arthropoda; Insecta; Coleoptera; Chrysomelidae
Gene: HGTX
Product: homeobox protein Nkx-6.2
Exons: 3
Coding region: 201-1190 (329 amino acids)
Biological process (GO): cell differentiation; regulation of transcription by RNA polymerase II
Cellular component (GO): nucleus
Molecular function (GO): DNA-binding transcription factor activity, RNA polymerase II-specific; RNA polymerase II cis-regulatory region sequence-specific DNA binding
Source: RefSeq, a predicted model, not a curated record
AAUAGUGACCAAUACACGGGAAGGACUAUAUUAUAAAUUGAAAAAGACUAGGCGCUCGCUAUACGAUAACAGUGUUUAUGUGAUGUGUAGUGAGGGCACGUGUAAUUCGUGAAAAAAUUUUCGUUCUGAGCCCUGAGACAUUCCUCGGCGACGCGGCUUGAUCGCGUCUUCAAGUUGCAACCACGGCGUCUCCAGUAGCAAUGACGCAACACAGCGACGCGUCCAGCGACCGGUCCGAAGUAUCAGUAACUCCACCACCACCAGUUUCCAAAAUGCUUGAAUUCGCCAGUCAUCAGAAUCUCAGUUUUCUCAACCUGGAGCACCGUAAUAUGUUAGCAGCUCCGUUGGCGGCCCUUCAUUCUAUGACCGAAAUGAAAAAUCAUCAAACACAUCUCAACUCCGAACAUCUUCAUGGCCAAGAAAAAAGUGAUGCCGACGUCUUGCUAGAACGUACAAGUUUACACGUAGAACGGUCAGGCUUGACGUCGAGAAGUCCCUUAGGUGCCACAAGCAAUAGCAACAGUUCUCAAGGGGCUAAUCCUCAUGGCAUUGACCAUAUAUUGUCAAGGCCUUCUCAAAUUACAACUGGCCCCUUGCAUUUCCCACAUAAUCUCGGUUUUACGCAGAAUACACUAAGUAUGGCCUCUAACAGCGCUCAGAGUGCUUCUAAUUCUGGACUGCGUGGAUUUAACAUUGCCGCCGCUGCCUUUUUCCACCAUCAUGCCGCUAAUUCUGUCAACAAACCUCCUGUAGAGCUUGCAAGAGGUGCUGGAGGCCUUUACUGGCCUGGUGGAAUACAAGGUCUGAAUCCUAUGUCAUGGAGGGAUCGUCUUAGUAGCAUGAAUCAAGGUAACAUGGGCGGUAUAGGAGGUGAUAAAGAUACGAAAAAGAAACACACGAGGCCUACUUUUUCCGGUCAACAAAUAUUCGCGUUAGAAAAAACUUUUGAACAAACCAAAUAUCUUGCCGGCCCGGAAAGGGCGAAAUUAGCGUAUGCCUUAGGAAUGACAGAAUCACAAGUAAAGGUAUGGUUCCAGAACCGAAGGACUAAAUGGAGGAAAAAACACGCGGCGGAAAUGGCAACCGCAAAGCGGAAACAGGAAGUGCUCGAUAACCAAACAGAUGAAAAUAGCGACAUAUUAUCAGAUAAUGAAGAAGAACAUGUAUCAAAACGGCAGAACUUACAAUGAGAAUUUUAUAACUAAUGUGAAGUUAAGACUUGUUUUGUAAAUAUAAAUUAGUGAUCUCAAUGUUUUGUGACUCGUACGGCGCGGACGUUAUGCGCAAUUUGUAAAAAUGUUAUAUAUAGCCAAACGAUAUGAUUGUUUUAGUUCGUACAGCGUUUGUAUCUUCUGUGUAACUUAAUUUGAAAUAAAAUACAGUUAAAGACAAAUAGAAAUAAAAGCCGCAUUAAACGAAACGUAUAUUUAAUGUCAAUGUACAGAAAGAUAUUUUUAAUUUUUAAUGAUAGCAAACGUCGCCCAAAAGCGCCAAUAUCUUUGAUAAAUUCGAUUGUGGAGUAAGAUUUUUGUUUCAAAUAUAGGUAGGUUAAAAUUAGCAGUAAAUCUGUAAAUAAUGUUUAAUUAGCCAGUCACCUUAAAAUGUAUUUGCCUUGCAGGAACCACGGGAAAAUAUGAGAUUUUCUUACAAGAGAAAAAGAUUCGAUAAGUCAUGUUAGUAACAAUAUGUUUUUAUUAUUUUUGCCUAAUAGUUUUUAGAAACUAAUUUUUUAGAAGUAGAAAAGCAUUUUUCGUUAGUUUCUUCAGUUUUUUUUUACUUUUUUUCAUCCAGAUUGAAAACAAAUUUAUUUGAAAUCAAUUUACUGUUGUAUAUAUUCAAACUAAUAUAAGUGAUACUUAUAUAUCUAAAGUAUAUAGAUAUAGUUUUACCAGAACAGUAAACAGCUUAAAUAACUAAGCGACUUGUGAAUGCCGAUUUUUAUAGUGAUAUGCAAAGUUAUUUCAAUUCAAAUUCAAAUUUUGAAAGCCUUAUUGCUAACUAAUAGAUUGACGUCAUGAACUGAGAGUUUACUAAAUACAGGAUAACAAUUAUAGUGUGAACUUUCUAAUUUUGAAAAGUACAUCUAACAAACUUGCUUUUUUAUUGACAUUAGAUAUACUGUACAUAAUCUGCCUAAUGCGUAUUUUUUUCGUAAUUAAAUAGAUUUUAAUAAUAUUAGUCUUUCUAUCGAUUUAUUUUUUAAUUAGCUGAAACAAAAUUUUAUUAUCAAUAUCAAUACGAGGGAUGUUACUUAAUUUGUGAGACAAAUAAAAACAUAUUCAUAAUUGGAAA